AUGUCAGCAGAUCCCUGCUGUAGACAUGGCUAUGCACUUCCAGCAGAAAACCCUCGCCUCAUUCGCGACAUUGCUAUUUCGAGGCUGAGUAACUUUACGAGCAAUGGAAAGUUCAGCGAUGUAAACUUAUCUUCGCAAUUGUAUAAGCACAAAUCAAAGAAAGGGUAUCUCGUAAAGUUACAAGUCUAUUCGGUACCCAACUUGAAGAGAAUCCCAUUCAAAGAGGCUAUUAAAGGUGACUUUAGGCCUACCAAAGUGGGAGAGACCUUUGGACCCAGUUGGUCAACGCAUUGGUUUCAUAUUAAUGUUCACGUGCCAGUCGACUGGGUCGAUGAAGAGGUGCAAUUUCUGUGGGAUGCAGAUUCUGAAGCAUUGGUAUGGAGUGUGGACGGUGUUCCUCUUCAAGGGCUGACCGGUGGAGACGGGAAUGAUCGACGACAUGAAUACAUUCUUACGCGUUCAUCCAAAGGCGGAGAUAUUUUCGAGUUUUACAUUGAGAUGGCCUGUAACGGGAUGUUUGGUACCGGUAAAGGCGACUCGAUCAAUCCACCCGAUCCAAAUAGAACAUAUACACUACGUAAAGCCAAACUUGCCGUGCCAAAUAAGCUCGCGUGGAAAUUGUUAUAUGACUUUCAGAUAAUCAAAGAUACUGCUCAGAAUCUGCGGAGUGAUGAAGUUAGAUCCGUGCAGGCUUUAUAUACCGCAAAUGCGAUUGUAGAUAUUUUUAGAGCCGGUAGAAACGGAAGUUUGAUCGAGGGACACAGACUCGCUCGGGAAUUUUUUGAGCAUAAAAAUGGAGGAGCGCAACAUCGGUUGACUGCUGUUGGGCAUUGUCAUAUCGAUACCGCGUGGCUCUGGACGUUCGACGAGACAAAGCGUAAAGUUGCUCGUAGUUGGUCAACACAGAUAGGUCUCAUGGAAUUAUACCCGGAGUACAAAUUUGUAUGCUCGCAAGCACAACAAUUCGAAUGGCUCAAGCAAGAUUAUCCGAAACUCUUCGAAAAAGUUCAGGAGAAAGCAGCCACUAACCAAUUCUUACCUAUUGGUGGGACUUGGGUUGAAAUGGAUUGUAACAUUCCAAGUGGAGAAUCGCUUUGUCGGCAGUUUUUAUUUGGUCAGCGCUUUUUUGAAAAAAACUUUGGCAAACGUUGCAAAGUGUUUUGGCUUCCUGAUACUUUUGGAUACUCUGCUCAAUUGCCACAAAUUAUCAAACUCGCCGAUUGCAAGUAUUUCUUCACUCAGAAAUUAUCAUGGAAUAAUAUCAAUAAGUUUCCAAAUACUACCUUUUAUUGGGUCGGCUUGGAUGGCAGCAAAGUUUUAACGCAUAUGUGUCCGAGUGAGACGUACGUAGCCCAGUGUACAGUCGAGGAACUGGUUAAUAGCGUUCGUAACCAUCGAGACUUGGGAUACAGUAACGAGAGUUUACUUGUAUUUGGAAAUGGUGACGGUGGAGGAGGACCAAAUGCUGCUAUGAUCGAGAGAUUGCGACGAUUAAAAGAUAUUGAUGGUGUGCCGAGAGUCGAGAUGGGAUCGGCGGACGAGUUUUAUGAACGCGUAGAGAGAGAGUCAAAAAAAUUAAACGUUUGGAAAGGAGAAUUGUACUUUGAAUUACAUCGCGGAACAUAUACUUCCCACGGUCUAAUUAAGCGUUAUAAUCGUAAAUGCGAGCUUCUUUUGCGUGAUGUUGAGCUGUUGACCACGCUAACUUAUUUUAUGGAACAAACUCUAUACAGAACUCAAUUCCACGACGUUCUACCGGGGUCGUCCAUUGGAAUGGUUUAUGAUGAUGCUUACAAGAUGCUUGAUGAAGUCCAAAAAACAUGCGAACGUCUUCGAAAUCAAGCCCUUGAUGCUCUAUUUAAAUUGCCCGCACUGGAAGAAACUCGUGAGAAAGGACUUGCUAUAUUCAAUACGCUUCCGUGGAAGCGAACGGAGGUUGUGAAAGUGCCAGUAAGUGAUGGGCUGGACGUAUUGCAACAAUAUUCUGCAGAUAAGGCGUCGGGAUAUGUACUUGUGAAAGAUACGGUUAGUGUCGGAUUACAAAAAGUCGAAAUUCAGCGACAUGAUGAUGUCAAGCCCGCGACAGUAAAAUUUGAUAAACACCGUGGAUUUAUUCUCGAGAAUGCAUUUGUGAAAGCAGUAUUUGACAGCCACGGGAGACUUAUCAGUUUGGUUGACCUGGAGAAAAGUCGUGAGAUUAUUCCUGAUGAUGCACAGGGGAACAAAUUUAUUAUCUAUGAAGAUAUUCCAUUAUAUUGGGAUGCUUGGGAUGUGGAAAUAUAUCACCUUGGGACAGGACGUGAAGCAAACCUUGGAACAAUUAAGAUACACGAAGACGGACCUUUACGCGCAUCCCUUCUUCUCGAAACUAAACUCACAAAGACCAGUAGUUUGUCUCAAGUCAUUGCUCUCACUGCAGUCUCAACUAGGCUUGAUUUUGAAACUGAAGUUGAUUGGAAUGAAAAUCGAAAAUUCCUGAAAGUUGAAUUUCCUGUGGAUAUCAUGUGCGACUAUGCCACGUAUGAGUCCCAAUUUGGCUAUAUCCAGCGACCGACUCAUUACAACACUACAUGGGACACUGCAAAGUUUGAAGUCUGCGGACAUAAAUUUGCUGACUUUUCAGAAUAUGGUUAUGGUGUUGCCCUCUUAAACGACUGUAAAUACGGUUAUGCAGUUCAUCAAAAUGUAAUGAGAUUGUCACUGUUAAGAUCUCCAAAGGCACCUGACGACCAAUGUGAUAUAGGCCAUCAUACGUUCAAAUAUGCACUCCUACCUCAUCAAGGGUCUUUCCUUGAAUCAAACGUCAUACACGAAGCAUUUGAAUUAAACGUGCCACUAAUUGUCAGGACUUUAUCAAAGAAUAGGACAAAUAUCUUGGAAUCACUGUCAUAUUUCACAGUCGAUGCUCCAAACGUCAUUCUGGAAACUGUUAAGCAAGCUGAGGAUUCUGACGAUGUGAUAUUAAGAUUAUAUGAAGCGUACGGUGGCCAUGCCAGAGUUCAUCUGAAGAGUGCUUUACCUGUGCGUGCUGCUUACAUGACAAACAUCUUGGAAGAUAAUCUUGUGAAAUAUGAUUAUAAUCAGGACGAUGGAAUCCAAUUGAAAUUUGGUCCAUUCCAAGUGAUUACCCUGAAACUGACAAUGAGGUGA
Molecule: messenger RNA, 3150 nt
Organism: Paraglomus brasilianum
Lineage: Eukaryota; Fungi; Glomeromycota; Glomeromycetes; Paraglomerales; Paraglomeraceae
Source: the annotation of a GenBank genome assembly